Molecule: messenger RNA, 585 nt
Organism: Fusarium keratoplasticum
Lineage: Eukaryota; Fungi; Ascomycota; Sordariomycetes; Hypocreales; Nectriaceae
Product: N-acetyltransferase domain-containing protein
Exons: 1
Coding region: 1-585 (194 amino acids)
Molecular function (GO): acyltransferase activity, transferring groups other than amino-acyl groups
Source: RefSeq, a predicted model, not a curated record
AUGGGAGACGAAGCAGCCAACGAGUCGCAGGUAGCGAUUGUCAUCAAGAUCCCGCCCUCCUCCCACGCCGACGAUGAGUCCUUUGCCGCGACAGUGGCCAGUAUUGUCAAUUCAGCCUAUACGGAGGCUGAAGGGGACAUCUUCUUACCUAAUUACCAACGCACCUCUCCCACCGAAGUCGCCCAAUUCAUCCGUAACGGGCAACUCGCAGUUGCGUACCUCAAGGAUUCCGGCCACCCUAUUGGUUGCGUGUGCAUCAAGUUGCUCGGGCCCGGCCGAGGAGAGUUCGGCAUGUUGGCACUGGAUGCCAAGCAUCAGGGCGCUGGGUUAGGGCGGCGACUAGCCAUGUUCGCGGAAGCCGAAUGCCGCAGGAACGGAUGCACGAUCAUGCAAUUGGAAGUGUUGGUGCCGAAAACCUUUCAUCAUGCUGGAAAGGAGAGGAUGCAGGCGUGGUACCAACGACUGGGUUACAAGGUUGUCAAGCUUGGCAGUUUUGACGAGGACUACCCUGAACUGGCCAAGAUUCUUUCGGGGCCCACGGAUUACAAGAUAUUUGAGAAGAAGCUCGUCGAGGCAGUUGCAUAA